UUAUUUAUAUUUUGUAAAAUUCAUAUUUUCACGUACUUAUUACAUUUAUAUUAAAUAAGAUAUAGUAUGAUAAAUAACUUUGGUCUAUAUUGUUCACACUUCAAUCAUCUAUCCGCAACAAAUUUCUUUAUAUCGUUUAUGACAGAUUUUGACCUCAUUUAUCGCAAAUCGUCACUUACCUUCGACGAUCUGUUUAUCUUCUUAAAUUGUAUCAAUUAAAAGGAAUGCAGAAUGAUGAAAUCAGAAAAGCGUUGAUACCUCACAGACAUAAAAAUAAGCAGUUAGUAGCAUCUUCGAAAAUGGAAUUAAUUGUACGACCACCAAGCCCACUGUCGGAUAGUGGGAAUAUAAAGGAGAAUUGGAAAGAUUGGAAAAUGGAUUUCUUAGUAUAUUUAGGUGUGAAUUGUAAAAAUGAAUCGGAAGAGAAAAAAAUGUUUUUUUUAAAACAAUACAUAGGAGAAUUUGGUAUAAAAAUUGUGAACAAAAUAAUUGAAAAUAUGAUAAAUAAAAAUAAUAUUACUAUGUUGUUAACAAACCUUGAUGAACACUUCGGUGUUCAUAGUGAAUCUCAUGAUGUUCCUGAAAAUGAAGUUACGAAUAGGUACAAGUUCUUUACAGCAGAAAGAACAACUGGAUCUAUCGCAAAGUACGCUAAUCAUUUACAAAGAUUGGCAGCCCCUUGUAAAUUCGGAGAAAUUAAAGAUAGUUUAAUUCGAGACAAAAUAAUUCUUGAAGUAAAGGACGGCCGCCUAAGAAAAAAACUCUUUAAAGAAGAAAAUCUUGACUUACCAAAAUUAAUAACAAUUUGGAACAAACACGUAGCUGAGGCUUCGGAAAGAAAACAAGAUACAUUUAAAGAAAAGAAGAACAAUGAUGAUACUAAGAAUACGUCGACUGAAAACAAUAAAAAUGAUAUUAAAACAACUCCCAAUAAUAAUGUGAGCAGAAACAAAACUGUUCCUAAAAGAAACGACAAUAACAAUUCUGACGAUGAUCGUGAAUCAACUACUAGUUCGUGUAGUAACACUAAUUGGGAGAAUAAUACUCAACAAUUCAAAAGAAACUGCUGGAGGUGCAAUACAAAACACCCCAUGAAACGCUGUCCUGCUUGGGGUAAUAAAUGUGAGAAAUGUGGUGAAUACCGUCACUUUACUAACCAAUGUAGACUUCCGUUCAGAAAUUACGAUAAGAGAAACGUAAAUGAACAAAAUACGUCACGUAAUAUGCAUAUCAAUGAAUCUAAUUUUCAACAUGAAAGGCAACUGCCAAGUGCUCCACAACUUGACUUCAUCGCAACUGGACAGACGUUGUAUCCAGUAUUACCUACUACCAGUUCGGUACAUGGCCCUCUUCCUCAACCGCCUGUGGGGUACAACCAAAAUCAGUCACACCGUACGGGAACCCCCGGAAUGAUUCCAAAUAUGCCUAACGCACACGCAGAGUGGUCAUGGAUGCACAACGAAAAUUUAAAAUCGCGUGAGGUUCUACAAAACAACGCUUACGCACCAGAUACAAUCUCAAGAUCCCCAACAAACAAUCAUUCAGGUCCACAAGGAGCGGGCGAAGCUAAGAAUACAAAAGUGAAGUCUAAAAAUGAAUGUAUUUUGCAGUAGGAGUGGUUAUAAAAUGUUACUGUGCUUCAUCUAACAAGUUUUCCAUUGUCUGCAUUAAACUUUAUUCAACAAAAUAUUAAACUUUUUUUUAAAUGUAAAAAUAACAUCUUAUAUGUAUUGACGUACAUUUAUGUAAUGUUGUUGACAAAGGAUAGCCUGAUUCCAUGUAUUAUAUCUGUACGUCAAUUUUAAUUUGUAUGUUCAAUGUUGUUACAUUGGCCCCUCUAAACUAAUAAAUACAGAUGGCACGUUAAAUAGAAA
Molecule: messenger RNA, 1874 nt
Organism: Ceratina calcarata
Lineage: Eukaryota; Metazoa; Arthropoda; Insecta; Hymenoptera; Apidae
Exons: 5
Coding region: 225-1613 (462 amino acids)
Source: RefSeq, a predicted model, not a curated record